Messenger RNA from Penicillium malachiteum, 1092 nucleotides. RefSeq lists its product as uncharacterized. The coding region runs from base 1 to 1092 and encodes 363 amino acids. Gene Ontology annotation, biological process: protein insertion into mitochondrial inner membrane from matrix; mitochondrial respiratory chain complex III assembly. The record is from RefSeq and is a predicted model, not a curated record. The transcript is spliced from 2 exons. NCBI's taxonomy places the organism in Eukaryota, Fungi, Ascomycota, Eurotiomycetes, Eurotiales, Aspergillaceae. Gene Ontology annotation, cellular component: mitochondrial inner membrane. Gene Ontology annotation, molecular function: ATP hydrolysis activity; ATP binding.
AUGUGGAUGUCCACGGUUCAUUUUUACAGUUUGUCACGCUCUACAAUAGUCGGACUUAAAGACGGGUUCAGCUUUCUUUGGGACUCGCACGAGGACUCUCUGGAGCUUCUUGAUACCAAUAACCAGAUCUACUAUGGAAGGGUGAAGAAGGUUCGAUCUACACCUGGACAAAAUUGUCUCCAUUUCUUCCGGUUUGCAAAUUGUUGGUUUGCCUUAUACCGUGACCCGCAAGAUGCUCGCAACGACCCACUGUCGAGAAACCGAGAAAACAUUAUCAUAUACCAUUUCUCAUGGAGCAAAUAUGCGUUUCAUGACUUGAUGGUACAUAUUCAGAAGGUCAAUGUUGAUUCUCGCCGUGGGAAAAUACCGAUCAUGAUUGGAUACCAAAACAAGCAGAUGGUUGAGUGGCGGAGGAUGUGCGACGGACGUCAACGACAGCUGGAAAGUGUGGCAUUAGACAAAAAAAUGAGAGAAGAGAUCAUAUCUGAUAUCAAGUGGUUCUAUGAAAAGGAUACCAUCGACUUAUAUGAGAGGCGUGGCAUCGCUCAUCGGCGUGGCUAUCUCUUCUACGGCGCCCCGGGUACUGGCAAAACUAGCUUUUGCCACGUGAUUGCCACGUUGUUUGAACUCUUUCGCACGCUUCCCGAGUCCCCCGAACGCUGUCUGGUGCUUUUGGACGAUUUCGAUGCGGCAGGAAUCACGAGACAGGGCAGUGUGGUCAAUAACGGCAGUGUGGAGAAGGGUCAGGGACGGGUGACUAUGGCUACCCUCCUGGGAGUUCUAGACGGAAUUGGGACUCACGAAUACUUACUUGUGGCCACUACAAACGUUAAGCCCGAUCUGGAUCCUGCUCUGAACCGCCCUGGGCGGAUCGAUAAGGAAUACGAAUUCGAAAACCCCGACCACUCAACUUUAGAAGAAUACUUUAAUUAUUUCUUUGACUGUCGGAAAACAGGUACUGACGGACUCGCUGCUAAGUUUGCGAGACACGUCUCCGAGGGAAUGGUGACGCCUGCUACCAUUCAAGAGUACUUUUUGAAGUGCAACGAUUCUGUCACGGCAUUGGCGAAAGUAGAGCAGCUGGUGAGCUAG